GAGUUCCAGUUCCGGGUCGGGGAGAAUGGAACGCAUACGGCCGGAGAAAACGCCUCGACAAAGAGUGCAGUCUGUCUGGCGUAACGUUCGCUGGGCGGAAUCAUUUCCUGACGAAUCUCUCAGCAUGGAAUCUUCGGAAUUAACUCCAAACUUUGCCUUACGAAGGAUAGUAUUACUUUUCGAGACCAAAAAAUACGACGAGUGCGCCACUCUCAUCCGUCGGUUAAAUUGUGUUACUUUUGGAAAUAUUCUUCAGGAGGUUCCGAUGGAGGUCCUGUUAGAUUCCAUGCCUUUUAGUCUUUCUAUUUUAGAGGCCCUCUAUGUCAAACUUUAUGAAACCACCCUGGAGACAUACCCAAAGGAGCACCUGCACAUGGACCUCCUCAUCAAACGGAUGGUGGCUUGUUUCGCCAGAAUGUCCCAAUCUGGUAACAGAGCUGAGAAAAACUGUAACAGCUUCUAUCCCUCGUGCAGGAAUAUCUUACGUGUUGUUUCUUAUGUUGAACCGAAUGUAAAGCAACAAUUAAAACAGAAAAAGAAGGCUUUAGACAGGUGUUUAAAACACAUGGGGCAGCAUGGCCUUGUCGAAUCGUCCUGUGGAAGCCUCAUGAACCUUCACGAUGCUUUAAAAUUGGAAUUAGAUAAAAUUGUCUUUCAGUAUCGAAACGCCUUACAAAAACUCGAUGAGCUCAGUCUAUCAGCAAAACACCCGACUAGCAGUUCUGUCACGUCCGGUAAAGCUCCUACCGAAGUUAGCCACCAAAGACUCGUGCAAAUGACAAGAGCAGACGUUCAAAGCAGGAUUAUUAAAAACAAAACCUUAUUCAACAUUGUAGAACCCGCAGUGACAAAUCAGUGCUUGAAAAAGUUAUUCCACAUUUUGGAAAAACGGAUUGAAUACGAUAAAAUUGCAUUGUUUCAUGACACCGAGCUUCGCAAACAUUGUGAUAAUAUUUCAGAGGAGGCUUAUCUGUCUGUUAUCAUGAAGCAGUUUUCUCAAGGAUACAGCAUAGUUUUGCAGCUUUUAAAGGAGGUGUCCGAAAUUGAUGAGGUAACUUCCGAGGAUGAUGACGUAGGUAUGAUUUCCAGUGACGAAGACAUAAUGACGCCUAUCACCCGAAUGGACCGAUCAAGGACAUUCAAUGGAUUUACGCAUAUUUUACCCCACAAAGCAAAUGGGCUUCGCCCUUCAAUCAUUUCCAGUCCAUUUCCAUGUAAACCAGUAACAGCGGGCUCUAACGGCCUGACGAAUGGUCACGCCACAGUAACCGCUUCACCCCUGUCUUCCCUGACGUCCGUCUUCCUAACUAAUGGUAGUCGCCAUACCAAUGGACAUGGACAUGCGGACACCGUGGAAAAACUUGAACAGGAAGUUAAAGCUUUAAAGUCUGAACUACAGAAAAGUCAAGAAGCAAUCAAGAAACUGCAGGAAAGAGAGAGACAACUGCUAGAAAGAACGCCAUUGGAUGCUCACAGUCUUUAUAAUGGAAGUUUAAACAGUCAUUUUGAGGAUCUGUCAGUGACGAGUCGAGCCUCAGAACUUAUAGGCCAGUACGGAGACCUUUAUAGUAUUACCCGUCUGGAAACAUUGGACGCUCUAGAUGCUAUAGGACAGCUCAGUGACCUCUCAGUACUUAAAGAAAAGAUUCUGUUCUCGGUAGUUGUGUUGUCCUUUCGUGGCGCUCAGCAGGCUGUCCAUGAGCUUAGGGGCAAAGUUCGACAUUUACUCAACCUUCCACAUCCAGAUGCCCAAAGGAAUCAUUCUGAUCCUUUAUCAAAUCAUAUGGAGACACAAAUUGCUCAAUACCUCUGCAAGACAGCAGGAAACUUUGAUGUUUCUAAAACAAUUGACGAAGUUUGCUCACAAAUCUACGCAACAUUGUAUGACUAUCCAGUUUUGAAGGACUGUCAAGGAUUAAGGCUUUACGUAUCUUCGUGUGUUCAGAUUGCAUGGGGACUGUCUGUGCAAAAUCCGCCCUUCCUUAUCAUUUACGAUGCACGGCAGUUUCAUCCUGAAAUGCAUACCCGACAUCAUUCCUCAAAUCCCGAGUCCGAGGAAAUUCAAAACUUUGUGUGGCCUGCUCUCACUGAAGGCUAUGGUGGUCCAUGUGUUUAUAAAGGAGUUGUGAUCACGUGACACCUAAUCCCAGAGGUUGAUGAGAAAACAAUGUGCGAAAUUUGGAAUAAAUGAAGUAUAAAUGAGAUAUGCUUGCUGUAUCAUAUGUUAAAACGGUGUAUAUCCCUCGGUAUCAGUGAAAUGUAGCAACUCAACAUACGGUUUACAUAUAAUAUUUCAGAUAAUGUUGAUAUAAGAAAAAUUUAAACUGAAUUGAAAGUUACUCACAGUCACCGUCGGGUAUAAAUUUGAUACCAGAACGUUUCACAUAUGAAUUCGGGUACCAAGUUUGAACAAGACAGUCCUAAACAACUAUGAUUCGUACAUGUUGCACAUUACGUUACAAAACGUUUAAUGACCCUCCAUGCACUGCACACUAAAGAGUUCUAAUUCCAUGGUAUUUUCCUGCAGUGAGAGUGAU
This is a messenger RNA of Saccostrea echinata, 2537 nucleotides long. RefSeq lists its product as uncharacterized. The coding region runs from base 26 to 2137 and encodes 703 amino acids. The record is from RefSeq and is a predicted model, not a curated record. The transcript is spliced from 5 exons. Lineage: Eukaryota; Metazoa; Mollusca; Bivalvia; Ostreida; Ostreidae. Gene Ontology annotation, biological process: mitophagy by internal vacuole formation; mitochondrial protein catabolic process. Gene Ontology annotation, cellular component: mitochondrial outer membrane.